This is a messenger RNA of Vitis vinifera (wine grape), 1964 nucleotides long. RefSeq names its product probable pectate lyase 8. The transcript is spliced from 7 exons. The record is from RefSeq and is a predicted model, not a curated record. Bases 125 to 1462 code for a protein of 445 amino acids. Gene Ontology annotation, molecular function: pectate lyase activity. Lineage: Eukaryota; Viridiplantae; Streptophyta; Magnoliopsida; Vitales; Vitaceae.
GUUGUUCGGGUUUUUCUCCGGCUCGGUUUGUUUCCUUCUCUUUCUCAGCUUCCAAACAGAGGAAGAGAGGGAUUUAGUGUGGUUCUAAAGAGGGAAAGUAGGGAGAGAAAGCUCUGAAGCUACAAUGGCUGUCUCUCUGAGGUGGUUCUCGCUUUGCUCGUUGUUGGUGUUGGUGCUGUUCCUCCGCGUCAACGCCGACGAGCUUCAGAAAUUGAGGGUUGAAGAAAAGCCGGACCAGUUGCAGAGCUUGGAGAACUCCACAAUGGCGGAGAGGUUGGAUAAAAGUGAAGGGUGGAAUGAGCGGAAUGAGCACGCCGUGGAAAAUCCAGAGGAGGUUGCUUCCAUGGUUGAUAUGAGCAUCCGUAAUAGUACGGAAAGGAGGAACCUGGGUUAUUUCUCAUGUGGAACUGGAAAUCCCAUUGAUGACUGCUGGCGCUGUGACCCACAUUGGCAACUUCACCGCAAGCGCCUUGCUGACUGUGGCAUUGGCUUUGGACGCAAUGCCAUUGGUGGCCGGGAUGGACGGUACUAUGUGGUGACAGACCCUGGUGAUUACGACGCUGUCAAUCCCCGACCUGGCACUCUUCGCCAUGCUGUCAUCCAGGACAAGCCUUUAUGGAUCGUGUUCAAGCGGGACAUGGUGAUUAAACUGAAGCAAGAGCUGAUCAUGAACAGUUUCAAGACAAUUGAUGCUCGUGGAGUGAAUGUCCACAUCGCCAAUGGGGCGUGCAUCACCAUCCAGUUUAUCACCAAUGUCAUUAUCCAUGGUCUCAAUAUUCAUGAUUGCAAGCCCACUGGCAACGCCAUGGUCCGAAGCUCACCUAGCCAUUAUGGAUGGAGGACAAUGGCCGAUGGUGAUGGCAUUUCAAUUUUUGGCUCCAGCCACAUCUGGAUUGAUCACAACUCCCUCUCCAACUGCGCCGAUGGCCUUAUUGACGCUGUGAUGGGAUCCACUGCCAUUACCAUCUCCAACAACUACUUCACCCACCACAAUGAGGUGAUGCUAUUGGGUCACAGUGACUCUUACACAAGAGACAAGCAGAUGCAAGUGACCAUUGCUUACAACCAUUUCGGCGAGGGACUUAUCCAGAGAAUGCCAAGGUGUAGGCAUGGUUAUUUCCAUGUGGUAAACAACGACUAUACCCACUGGGAAAUGUAUGCUAUUGGUGGAAGUGCUGAGCCCACCAUUAACAGCCAGGGCAACAGAUAUCUUGCCCCUGCCAACCCCUUUGCUAAAGAGGUGACAAAGAGGGUGAUCACCUCUAACAGUGUGUGGAAGCACUGGAAUUGGAGAUCAGAGGGAGACCUUUUGCUAAAUGGGGCCUACUUCACUCCAUCCGGAGCUGGGGCUGCAGCCAGCUACGCCAGAGCUUCAAGCUUAGGAGCCAAGUCCUCUUCCAUGGUGGGCACCAUCACAUCCGGUGCCGGUGCUCUCUCCUGCCGCAGAGGCCGCCAAUGCUGAUUACAGCUCAAUCCCCAUUUUUAAGAAGAAAAAAUAUCCAAUUUUUUCUUUCUUUUGCCCCUUAAGUUUCCGCCAAAUCUGUUUAUCUUUGCUAUAUCUGUCAAUCCAUGUUUGACAAGUGUACAUUUUUUUUUUUUUUUACUUUACAAGGUGCCAUAACGUUGUCACACACCCAUAUGCUUAUUCCACGCCUCCCACUCCCACCACAUUGCUCAACCUCGGCCUGCUUCAAAGCUGGCGCGGAAGCGUUGUCAAUCUCUCUGUUUCCCUUCACAAGCACCCUUUACCUCCUCUAUCCAUCUCAUUCUCAUUCCUGUUGGCCUUACAUUAUUUAUUGAUGUUGCUCUCGAUUUAUAGGUGUAGGGACCAAAUGAUUCUCUUGGUUUUUUUUUUUUUUCCUUUUUAAUCCAAGUCAUACAUGCAUAGUUGAAAACUCAACUCCGGUGUUUGGAAAACUCUGUUACAGAUAUUAUUUAGCAUCAAGAUCUUCUGCUUUUUGUCC